AGAAAAAGGCUCAGCGUGUGCCCUGGGGCUUCAUUGGAGGAAUCUGAAGGCAGCGUCAUGCCGAUGUGUCCCUCCUUUCCAAGUGGCAGAUAAAGCAAUACAAGAGGGCUGGAAAGAGGAGAAAUCAACCAUCCAUCAGACAAAGAAGAGACUGAUAUUGAGACCAAAUAUACAGAUGGGUCCGGACUCUUGCUCCCACUUCUCCCAUUCUCACUUCUUGGUCAUCCUUUUUGUCCUGCAAGUCACAGACAUAGUGGCCUGUCCCAAGGAUUGGCUGUCUCACAGAAACUCUUGUUUCGGCUUAUUCACGAAUAUCAAGAUGUCUUGGAAUGACGCAGAGGUGGCCUGCCAGAGCAAGGCAUCAGGAGGCCACCUUGCGACUAUCUCAUCUGAGAUUGAGAUGAAAUCCAUAUCGUCUUUCAUCAGCAGGAACUAUGGUAAUGUGGGCAACAUCUGGAUUGGACUGCAAGAUGGUGGUAGGGCACCGAACAGGAUAUGGCAAUGGGAAGAUCUGUCGCCUGUCGUCUACUCCUCUUGGGCCCCUGGACAACCCAAGGGUGUUAAUGAGAAAUGUGCCACAUUGAUUUCUCCUGGUUACCUGAAAUGGAGUGCCGACGUUUGUUCCAAACUGCAUGGCUACCUGUGCCAGUUUCUAUUAUUCUGAGGGCAGCACUCGAUUGAAGCUUCAACCCGCUCAGCUCCUUGGAGAGAGGGUGGCACUUCCAGCUCACUUUCUCCUAUGGAAGGCUGAGCUUUUCUGUUUUCUACAUGCCAAGGUUAUAUUCCCAUAGAGCACCCGAGGAUCACUCUCGCUCAGCUCUAUGAUGUGACCUUUAAUUAAAAAAAAAAUACGAUCCUCCAA
Messenger RNA from Anolis carolinensis (green anole), 862 nucleotides. Its product is annotated as C-type lectin-like. The record is from RefSeq and is a predicted model, not a curated record. The coding region runs from base 176 to 664 and encodes 162 amino acids. The transcript is spliced from 6 exons. NCBI's taxonomy places the organism in Eukaryota, Metazoa, Chordata, Lepidosauria, Squamata, Anolidae. Gene Ontology annotation, molecular function: signaling receptor activity.